Molecule: messenger RNA, 4447 nt
Organism: Bombyx mori (domestic silkworm)
Lineage: Eukaryota; Metazoa; Arthropoda; Insecta; Lepidoptera; Bombycidae
Gene: slv
Product: sugar transporter SWEET1
Exons: 7
Coding region: 2823-3482 (219 amino acids)
Biological process (GO): carbohydrate transport
Cellular component (GO): membrane
Molecular function (GO): sugar transmembrane transporter activity
Source: RefSeq, a predicted model, not a curated record
UCCUUAUAGGAAUGACCACCUGAACACUUUGAACAUACCUGAUCGUUUCGACAUACUUUGGCACUGUGUCUAAAUCCCAUGCAUUUAAAACAUUGCAUCAGAGGAGGAAUGUAAGUGAAAACUCUGUAACGCCAGUUGUCUAAAUAAACAUACUGAGGGAGAACAGUUCCUACAAAGGUAACGCUUAUAGUAGUGAGGGGUUCCAGACCAUCACCAGUUCUUUUCAUAAAACGUCUAACACCAACAAUUUCAGAGUCUGCCAUUAGUUUGUGGUAUAAAUCCGCGUUACUGCAUUCCUUCGGGAUAAAACGAAUUUUACCCACUCGCUCCACCGAAGAGGCUGGUACAAAAGCUUUCAUAUUAUUGUCACGUAAGCUCACGUGACUCAGAAAAUCAUUGGCAGCUGCAGCUUGUUUGAAAACCAGCAUAAUUUUGGCCGCAUUAAUUCGACGACAUUCCUUGAUGCCCUUCACGUUUUUGAAAAUGUUUGACAAUUGCAAAGGAUUUUUAUUACCGAUCUUAUCUUCCGGUUUAAUUCCCUGUACGUAAACGGGGAACUCUUCUUUAUUACUAUUAUCCGGAUAGGAUCGCUUAUAAUCUGGUUUAGAGUAAGGUUUAUACUUAUCGACAUCGUUCGAUUUUAUAGUAUCUAAUCGCCUCUUUUUCAAGUCUACGGGUGACUUUUUAGACCCGUCUUCAUCACCAUCACUUUCUGAAGACAUUUUUCUCUAUUAUAAGUACUCUGUCUUGAAAAAGACAAUUUAAUUUAAAAUAAAAUAAAAUUUUAUUUGAAAUACGCGGCUCUCCUUUUCCCGCCAAAAAGGAAGUUUCUCUACGAAGUCAGAAAAAGCAGUGCUUCCACUUAAGAUUAUUGUUUUGCCCUAAAUUUCUUAGAAAUUAUCUCUUAAAGGUAAAAUCUCAAAUUCAGGACGAAGAAUUAAUUUAAAUAAAAUAUCUUUGCAUUUAGUAUAAAAAAUUAAACUAACAAUGAAGAAUUAAAUAGGAAUCAAAAACCGUAACGUUACUCUUCUACUCUUACACAUUUUCGCGGCACUGAACAUAGAUUAUACACUUAAUAUAUUUGAGAGCACUGAACGUGGCACUAGGCUCCAAAAUUGAACAGUUAGCAAUCCUAGUUUAUUCCAAACUAUUCUGUCAAGGCCUUAAUUUUUUUUAUUGCCUUUGUAGGCAGAUGAAUAUAUGAUCUACCUGAUGGUGAGUGGUUACUGUCGCUCGUGGACGUCAGCAAUGCCAGGGGCAGAGCCAAGCCACUGCCUACUGCUGAACUCUCCACCAGCCUCGUUUGAAGAAGGACAUGUCACAGGGCUCAGAGAACAUCGUAGAGGAGACUUCAUUUCAAAGCCUUUGGAAGCGCAGUGUGGAUGAACGCAGUGGCUCCAGAUAGUACCUAUGGAUCAAGUCGAUCAAGCUUAAUAUCUUAUUCCAGUAAAGUUCAAUUGGCAUUUUUUAUCUGUUUUACCUGUUUUCCUAAAAAUAUUAAAUAUACUCCCUGAAAAUAUUAAAUAUAAAAUGCUAAAUAUAAUCCCUAAUACUUGGUUUCGAUUAUGUAAUCGAUUUGUUUUGCAAGAUUUGGUACUACUAUUUUAGGAUAUACAUAUUUAUAGAAUCAAAACAAAAAAUACUUGGUCUAAAUUGAACCGUUUUAGAAUCAAAAUAAUAUUUUCGACAUAAAAUUUCCAACAAUUUGUAUAAAAAUUGUGCAUCACGUAAAUAAAAAUAAAAAAUAAAAAAUUAAACGUAUAUUAAUAUAUUAAUACAGAUAUACUUACUAAUUUCUAAGUCCUUUACAAUUAAUAUAAUUAAAACUAACCGAAAGGUAAAACAACAUGUGUUGGAUUAUAUACGAAAAUAAUUUGAAGACUUUAUCCGCAAAUAUUGAGCUAUAGAGCAUAAUAUAAUAAAGAUUGCUACCACAUUAAAGUGUUUUUCUCUAAAAUUUCCUCCUUCGUUAAAAAAGCCCAAAGUCGUACAUGAAGUUCUUAGUUUCACCCUAAAAAUGGCCAAAUCCAUAAAAGUGAGAACACUAGUAAGAAGUGAACAAAUGUCAAGUGUCAAAAGACCUUUUUAAUUCGCCAAUUUUCAUACUUCAGUACGCCAAUUCGACAGAAAAAGAAAACGUAACUCGUACACCGUGGUCUUUUGUGGCAAAGACAUUUUUUUUCCUACCUAUGCUGAUAGUCUUGAGAGGCUAUUUCAGCGUAACCUUAACUGGUAGGUGAGCUCACGGGGCUCAAACCGGAGUAAUGCUAACAGGGACCCUAGCAAGUGCAGUGCUUCGCAGAAUCUACUGCCGGAUCCGAAACGCGACCCACUAAAAAGAUCCGGUGAGAAACUCAGUGGGCUGUGUCUAUGGGUUAAUUCGCUCGUCGAGCCCUUCGUUGCAAGCGACGGGUUCGACGAGGACGGUGACCGGUGCUUGUGAUACCUAAAAACACCGUUAAUGGAUCGGGAGGAUCCGUAAUGACGUGUUUUGGGCGACGUCGACUGUUUACCAUUCGGUCUACAGGAUCGGUUCCAGGUCAUCAUGAAGAUCCACGUUCCUGAGAAACCAUGGUGCUCCGACGGCUAUCCUGCAAAAUCGGGAUUGAAUAACCUGAAGGGGUUUCAAGUUAGUGUGGGCCGCGUGAACGAACACUACGCUUGCAUACGUCAUGACGCGACGGGGCGUAUGUGUCACUCCAGCAUGUUCAAUGCUCAUUGGUGAAAAGCAUUGUAGCAUUGUGGAGCAAAUUUCAAAAUAAAUCAGAACAGUUCAAAGAAACACGUAAUGAUACGAAUGAAUAUUUAAUAGGAUAAAUAAAAUGCAUCUUUCUCAAAUAAAGGAUUUUGUUAGCAGUGUUGCUGUAACCAUAACCAUUUUACAGUUUCUUUCUGGAAUUCUAGUUUGCAAACAAUAUGUCGUAAAUCGGACCACAGCUGAAGCUUCUCCGCUUCCAUUUAUAUGUGGCGUCAUGUCUGCCGCUCUCUGGAUAUUGUAUGGACUUACUAAACAUGACAAUAAAAUUGUGUUUGUCAAUGUAAUUGGUGUGACGCUCAUGUUUGCCUAUACAGCUGUGUUCUACAUCUUCACAUUUAAAAAGUCAUCAGUUUUGAAACAGAUUUUUGCUAUGGUUGCAUUUAUAAUAUUCACACUUGGAUAUGUGUCUGUUGAAGAUGACAAUGAACUACUUUUGGGUAGACUAGGGUUGUUAGCAUGCUCCUUCACACUGUUGACGAUAGCUUCUCCAUUGAGUAAAUUAUUUUAUGUCCUAAAAGUAAAAUGUACUGAAUGUCUUCCAUUCCCAAUGAUACUAAUGUCUUUUUUCGUGUCUGCAACAUGGUUCCUAUAUGGCUUAAUUGAAGAGGAUGUAUAUAUUACAACACCAAACUUCAUUGGAGGUACAUUGGCUGUACUUCAGCUCUCAUUAUUUUUAAUCUUCCCGAGCAAACCCCAUGGCUUGACAAAAAGUUUACUUGUGUAAGUUUUUACCUAAUUUAAUCUCAUUUUAGUAUGCCAAAUUACUGCUACUUAUCAUUAAUAGUUAAGGAUGAUACAGCAUUGUGAAUGCUAAUUAACUAUAUAUUUUUUUUAUUGGGAAGAUCUAUUAAUAAAACUUCAUUCAAUAUAAAGUAAUUUUCAAACUAUACAUUCUAUUAAUUUAUAUGUAGGAAAAAAGACAUGAAAUGUCCUAAUUUUGAUCUUUAUUCCAUGACACCAUUUUAAUUUGGCCAGAUCUUUAUUCAACUACUAUAUUUAACUCAAAUAUUUUAAUUCUUUAUUUUAUUGUUAAGUUAAACUGCAUUUAGUUUCCUUAUUGUAAAUCUAACAUUGGUUGUGUUAGUAUGCUGUGAUCUCAUGAUCUUUUAAACUUAUUGUUAUCAUCAUAUGAAACGAAAUGCUUUGUAGCUAUAAAUAUGAAAUAUUUUUUUAUUAAGUUAUCCUUAUGCAGAUGUUUUCAGAUAAUAAUUAUAUUUAAGAAGUUUCUGUUUUUUUUUAGUUUAAAAAUAAUUUUAUUGACAUUGUUAUAUUAUUAAUAGAGAUCACUAUGAUUUACAUUUUAUGGUUGAUAGUAGUGAACUCAAAAGUCACUAUUACAUAUACAGUGAAUAAAAAAAAAUGUAAGUUUUAAAAACUAAAUUCCUAUUUUUUGUAGUGUAGUAGUCAAAAAUAUAUUGUGUGUGUUAAUUUUUUUUUCAUAUUUUCAUUCUUAUUUUUAGUAAUUUCGAUUAUAACACUGUGAAACAUUGUAUAUGUGUGUUUAUAUUAUUAUGUCUUGUUUUAUAGUACAAAUUAUGAAAGGAUAGAGGUUUAAUUUAAUAAAGCCAUGACUAAAUUUAUGCAAAUUAGGUGACAUGUGAUAUGACCUAGUAAGUUAAUUUAAUGUUACAUAUAUAUCAUUUAUGUAUGUACUAUAGUUGAAUAAAAAUUAUAAAAAAAGGUAUGAAA